UGUCCCAUUUUUAAGGCCGUGUUUGGAAACAUCCCUCACUCUUCAUUCUCCUCAUUUUCUUCAUUCUUGGUUUCCCCAAUUCUUCUUCACACCCAAAAUUCACAAACCCUAAUUUUCACCCCAAAUCUAAACCCUAAUCAGAUCGCCCAAUUCAUCAAUUCGCCCAUCAUGGCCACUCCAGAUGUCAUGCAAGCAGAGAAAAACUUUCACUUUAUUGAUCAUCCCAAUGGGGAAAAUGUGAAACCUAGAGAGAUGUCAAUCGAGAAAAAGAUUGAUCUGCUGGAAGGCUUGACUGGAAAUGUCAGCAACCGACGAACUCGCAGGUGGAUAAAUGAUCGUCUGUUGAUGGAGCUUGUUCCUCGUUUGAAUGCAGAGGAAAUUAGAGGCUUGUUUGCGCCACCACCUUGGGGUGAUGAGGUACCAGUUUCAGCAUUUUGCAUGACAAAUGGAGGGGAGUGGGACAAGUUCAGAAAUAUUGACAUGGACAAAGAGAUUAAAGUAAUCGAAACCCUUGGAGGCUCUUCUUCAAAAAAGAAAGGUCGUGUGGAUGUUGAUAAGAUGGCUGUUUUGGCUGCAUGGCACAGAGUAAACUGUCGCACUAGAGAAGCACUCCGACGUAGCUUCCUUGCUGAGCUAAUUGAGAGCUAUGAGGCAUGUCUGAGGGUUUUCAUUGAGGAGGGUCUUGACGGAGAUGUUCUUGUGCUACAUGUUAAAGACCCUUUCCAUAGGAUGCUACUUCACGGUGUUUGUGAGUUCUAUGACUUGGUGUCUGUGACAGACACCGAAUCAGACACAGAGCCGAUGAAGCCCACAAAGAUCAAGAAAAAGAAAGCAGGCUCUGUCCAACCACCGAAAAUCACCCUCUGCAACUUCCUGAAAAUGGCAAAGGAAGGAAACUGGUAACUCCGUUUGCAGGGACUCACAUACAUUAGUAGAUGGGUAGUAUAGAACCCAGUUAUCAUCAUAUCAAAUCGUCUUGUUUGUGAAAACAAAUCGUAAUGACUUAAUUAUCGUUUUAGGCCUUAGUGUGAUCUGUAACAUUAAUAGGUUGUUAAAAUUGCUGGCAAUCCUCUAGUUUAUUUCUGUUCAAAUAAAUUGAUUAUCCAGUUUCCAAAUGCUGGAAUCUGGAUUAGUCAUCUGUGUAAAUAUGAAUGGCUGUUCAACUUAUUUUCGUUUGUUUAGAUGCCAGAAACUGUCUGUCAGUUGUUUCUA
Messenger RNA from Daucus carota subsp. sativus, 1212 nucleotides. RefSeq lists its product as uncharacterized. The record is from RefSeq and is a predicted model, not a curated record. The coding region runs from base 169 to 903 and encodes 244 amino acids. Lineage: Eukaryota; Viridiplantae; Streptophyta; Magnoliopsida; Apiales; Apiaceae. Gene Ontology annotation, molecular function: nucleic acid binding. The transcript is spliced from 7 exons.